Gigantopelta aegis is the source of this 1702-nucleotide messenger RNA. RefSeq lists its product as uncharacterized. Gene Ontology annotation, molecular function: zinc ion binding; metalloendopeptidase activity. The transcript has 7 exons. The record is from RefSeq and is a predicted model, not a curated record. Bases 1 to 1170 code for a protein of 389 amino acids. Lineage: Eukaryota; Metazoa; Mollusca; Gastropoda; Neomphalida; Peltospiridae.
AUGGCGCCUGGUAUAGUGGCUGAUGUUGUUGCUCACAUGGCCCCUGGAAUGCUGGCUGAUGUUGUUGUUGACAUGGCGCCUGGUAUACUGGCUGAUGUUAUUGUUGACAUGGCGUCUGGUAUACUGGCUGAUGUUGUUGUUGACAUGGCCCCUGGAAUGCUGGCUGAUGUUGUUGUUGACAUGGCGUCUGACUGCCCAAGUCCUCCUGUCGUACACAAUAGUAAGCAACUAUUUGAUGCAUCAGCCGUCCCUAGAUCUCAGGGUACGUCCUUGCCCUAUGAAUGCCAGUCAGGCUUUGUAGCUGAAAAUGAUCUUACAACAAUCAUCUGCCAAGAGAACGGAACCUGGACACACAUAGUUUGUAAACGACCGGACUGUCCCAGUCCUCCUCCUGUCUUUGCAGACAGUGACCAACAAUUCAACCCAUCGACAGUUUCCACAGCUUACGGAGAAACGUUGCAGUAUGCAUGUAAAGCAGGGUUUGUUUCUGAAAAUAAUGUCACAACCAGUACCUGUGGUGUCGACGCGACAUGGACAAGCAUAGCUUGUAAACAAAUCAGAUCAUGUUCUGAAGUGAAGGCGUGUAACAGUCAGUACGGAGAUGGUGAAUACUGGAUUUCUCCACCUCUAUAUAGACAUGCAAAAGUGAAAAUCUACUGCCACGGUAUUAACAGCAGUACGCCUACCGAGUAUGUGACUCUGAAUGUGGUAAACACAGCAUACUAUCCGACGAAUGCCAAUCCAGACUGUAAGACAAAGAUAUCUUCAUAUCACAAGACAGACUACUCCAAAAUUCGAGUAUAUAUUCAGUCAAUGGAAGUGAACCGAACAGAUAGAACAUUUGCGAAGACAGUUUCCGACACGCCGCAAGAUUACGGUGAAGCAGCCGAUUGCUGCAUAAUGCAUUGCACAGGAAGAGCGAAAUGUGGACCAGAAGGAACAUUUAGUAUAGACACGACUGGAACUGGGCUGAUUGUCGACAGAAACCUGGACUUUGAGUUGUUUGGUGCGUGUCCCUGGGGUGAGUGGAUCCGCAACACUGAUGGGACAAGAAUCGACUUACGUUGUGGAGGAUUGCACGCCGGGUGUAGGCCAAAGACUCGGAUGAAGUUAUAUCUCGGACCAACUGCACCACCGAGUAACAGUGCCAUCAAUCCGACUUGUUCCUAGACACACGGAGAUUCAGAGCGACUUCUCUCUCGGUGCCGGUUGAAGCCGUCAGUCAUCUUGAUAUCCCAAUGCGUACGGAUAUGCUGACUACCCCACUAAAUGUUGUCCCUAUUGUGUCACUUACAUUUCAGUAACGUAUGUUACUGCAAAGAAUGUCAAUCUUUUUCAUUAUCAUCCGAGUACACAGAACAUUAAUUCCAGUGUUUGGUCUCCACGAAAUGUUCACAAUUAAUUUCCAGAUGUAUAUAUUGUUUUAAACUGCGAUAUAGUGUUACUGUUAUUAAUUAAAUAUUACAUUGUUUUUAAGUAACCUAUUUAUGUAUUUUCAUCUAUUGUGUGUGUAUGUUGUCAGUUUAUUGUCUGUUUUAUAUCAUUUUCUUACGUGGAUCGUGUGGUCUGUCGAUGUAAGACAAAUUACAUUUAAGGUCAUGAAGUAUUCUAUCUAUCAAUCUAUCUAUCAAUCUAUCUAUUGAUCUGUCUGUCUUUGUGUCUGUGUGUAUGUCUGUCUACCUACCUACAUAUCUAUCUAUCU